Rhopilema esculentum is the source of this 5257-nucleotide messenger RNA. Its product is annotated as nucleolar protein 6. Gene Ontology annotation, biological process: tRNA export from nucleus; rRNA processing. The record is from RefSeq and is a predicted model, not a curated record. Gene Ontology annotation, cellular component: small-subunit processome; CURI complex; UTP-C complex. NCBI's taxonomy places the organism in Eukaryota, Metazoa, Cnidaria, Scyphozoa, Rhizostomeae, Rhizostomatidae.
GCAAAAGCGCCUUUAAUAUCAAUGAAAAGGAUUUUAGGAUAAGAAAGCAUAUAAUAAAUCAGUUAGUUAGUUAGUAGGAUACAUCUAUCUCUAAAACUGUUCACUAGAUUGUACAUAACUGUUCACUAGAUUGUACAUUGAUAGGUAAGUUGCUUCCUCAAGAGAUGUGAUUUUGUUAUGGCAACGACAUAAUAAACUCAGAUACUAUGCUGCUAUUAAAAACUGCUGAUCUUGUUCUCAUGUCUAAUCUUAAACCUUAAAUUAAACCAACAUCAACAUAUUUAUAGAAAAGUUAGACUCAGAAGCACGUUUAGAGGCAGUAGCCUUAAAAGCAUCUAAACCUGUGGCAUUGGUAGAGUGAAAAGCUUCAAAUUAAUAGUACUACUAGACGUUUAAGUUUUUGAUAAAAACGUUCCUCUAAAUAUUUAAAAAGUGUGGGUUUCAUGUAUGUUUUUUUGACAUGUCAAAAUAACAGAUCUGUUAUUCCUUUAAAAAGUCUAUUUGUCGAUUCUAGGAGAAAGGUUAUUGUAGUCAUAUCCCAUUUUCUUGAAAGAUGCAUCUGCCUUUACUUCAAGCAGUUAACUUUCGGUAAAAAUUCUAAAAAAUAUCGACAACACCCUUCAAAAAUUUCUUACCAAUGGAUGAAAUAGAAAAAAAAAGACUGGCCAAAAUUAAAGCACCAGCUUGUGAUACCCAGUAGUUGGUAACUGCUCGGAAAUGUGGACUUAGCUUCAAUUAUUAUUACCAGGAAAUAGCUUUGGCUCAAUCGAUAAGAUUAGGUAUGGAAGCAAGAUAUAAUGUUGCAGCUAUUGAUUUUAUUGGAUAAUUUUCUAACGCAAGUUUCUUAUUUGUUUCAAUAUUUGUUUAUUUAGUUUAAUCAUAGGUACUUAAACAGCAUGUGCAAUUAACAUGCAUGCAUACUUACUACUUCUCUGCUUUGCAGAAAAUAAUGAAAUAAUACAGUACCUUAUUAUCGACUGUUUCUUUGCCGGUGGCCUUUUCUUCUGACCACUAAGUGUGUGUAAGAUGAAAUUAACCUUAUACACUUUGUGGUCAGAAGUCAAACACCAUUGAGAAGGGGGCUAUAGCCCCCACUUUUUGCCAAAAAAUGCAAUAAAUCUACCAAUGGAUCAAAUCAAAAUAAAUCAAACUACUUUUUAUUUGGUUUUAGCCCCCUCACUAUUUCAGCCCUCCCACUGUUCUCAACACACCGCGGUGCCUGAGAAGCACUUGCAUUUUGACCCUUCUAAUAUUGUGCGCCUACAGGGAUGCCAGAUUAGAUUUUGGGGUGAGGAGGACUCCAGACAGUUUGGCAAGCUUUUAUGGUAAUUUUCCACCACUACCUUCGAUAUGAUGACAUUAAUAUCACACUUCAGCAAAAAAUGAGGGGAUUACAGCCCCUCUUUCCCCCCGGCUCCGGCGUGCCUGGCCUAAAGUCUAUUUGGCACCUAAGAAACAAUCAGUGUCCAUUCAAAUGGUACCAAGACAAAUGGUACUAAGACAAAAAGUUGCCUCUUAUUGAAACCGAGACUUAAGGUAGGCCAUGAGUCAAAAUAUCCACAUGGCGACCUAGUUGUAAUCUAGAACGCUUCUUCAAAUGGGGAAAAUGACGAAGAGAAAGCAGAAUGAAAGUGGUUGGAAAUCUGUAGAAAAAGGAAAUGAAAAUGAAAGCCUCAAUUCGAAUGGCACAAUCCCAGAAAAGAAACUGAAAUCUGAAGAAAAACUAGUUACAAGCAAAGAGGAAAGAGAGAGAUUCCAACACAGUUUGUAUCGACCACCAACUAGUGAUGAAUUAAAUGACCUAAGGGAGACUGAAGAUCUUUACAAAAAUAAUAUAUUCAGAAUGCAGAUAUCCUAUCUACUUGAAGAGGUUAAGAUGACUGACAAAAAGAGUUCCUCUGUUGAAGAAUUUCUUCGUUUACUACAUAAAUAUUUGAAUAAUCUGGAUUCAACUGAAAAAUUUGAUAUAUCUGAUCAUUCCUGGAUGCAUGAAAAUAUCAAAGUUCCUAUACCAGAUUUACCUUCAAAAAUCCAAAAAGGAAAAAUUCAAUUUGGGAAACCUUCUUGUAUUAAAGUAAUUGGAAGUUAUUUGCUGAAAACUGCAACAAAGCCAAAUUAUGCAAUUGACAUUGGUGUGGGAAUGCCUGAGGAAUCAAUGCAAGCCAAAGAUAACUUGAAUUUCCGUUACCAUACCAAGAGAGCAAUGUACUUGGCCUUUCUUGCUUCCCAUCUUCAGAAAUGGAGUGAGGUUGCUACCAUUUCAUACAGCAGGAUACAAAAUCAACCUUUCAGACCAGUUCUUUGUUUAAAACCAGCAGGAAAAGCUGGGAAAAAAUAUACCAUAAAAAUUCACCCGAUGCUGCCAGAAAAUAUGUUCAAGCUAUCCAGAUUUGCCCCUCUGAAGAACAAUGUCCGGUUAAGUUGGUACAAUGGAAAGACUCUUGAAGACCCCAAUGCUGAUUUUGGAUUUCCAACUCCAAAAUACAAUGCAAGUGUACUUUGUGACAUGCUCUACGAGAAUCACUUGACAACACUCUACGAGGCAACUGCCAGUUGUGAGGGCUUAAAAGACGCUAUCCCGUUGCUAAAGGUUUGGCUCAAACAGCGAGGUCUUAUUGAGGGAGAAAGUUGCUUUAAUGGAUUUCAAAUGUCAAUGCUGCUGUCUUAUUUGCUGCAAAAGAAAAAAAUAUCCCCUCAUAUGAGUGCAUUGCAAAUAAUCAGAGUUGCUUUGCAAUACCUUGCUACAUGUGAUUGGGCAACCAAAGGAAUCUCGUUGGCAGAAAAUGACGACAACAAUUCUCUGCCAGAUUUGACAGAAUUUCAUUCUGUGUACGAUGUCGUCUUUGUCGAUCCCUCUGGGUACCUGAAUUUGUGCUCCAAUAUGAGAAAGUCAACUUUCCGCCUUCUGCAACUUCAUGCAAAACUUGCGAUCGAGGCCUUGCAGGACAGAGUUGUCAACAAUUUCGAUUCACUGUUUAUGAAGCCUACAAAAUUUGAAGAAUUUUAUGAUCAUUGGUUCAGAUUUAUAGAUGCCAAUGCUCUUAAAGGUUUAGCAAAAAAGGAAAGCCUAAAAGCACAAUUAGUUGACUCUGGUGGUGACUGGCUGCCCGUAGUGCUUGCAAGCAUCGUACCAAAGCUUGUACAAGGGCUUGGCAACAAGAUUCAGGAUUUGCAGAUUAAACAGCAAUGUGCUCAGGAGUGGACAGUUGAUGUUGCGCCUCCGCAGUCGUCCAUAACUGACGCCACCAUCGGGUUUUUGAUUGAUCCUGACCACGCCGAAAAUAUUAUUGAUAUCGGACCUCCAGCAGAUGACCCUAAGGCUAAAGAAUUUCGCACUUUUUGGGGCGCAAAAUCCGAUUUGCGUAGAUUCAAGGAUGGUAGCAUAAACGAGGCUGUUCUUUGGGAGGCUUCAAACAAGGCCGAAAAGAGGCUGGUUUGUAAACAAAUUGUGGAGUUCUUACUUCAAAGGUUCUUCAAGAUUCCUCCAUUAGCAAUUGAGUACUUCGCAGAUCAGCUAGACUCGCUUGUGCGACCAAAUUAUGUCAUCGAUGACGAGGAGACUCCCAAGGGCAAGCAGGAAGCAAAACAUUAUUUGACGUCUACAGGCGAAGAAGAAUCGUUAAAAGUUUUGUAUGCUCUCGAUGAACUGAGUAAAAUGAUAAGAAACCUGAAAGACCUCCCAUUAGAUGUCAACUCCAUCCAAGGAGCGCGGCCUCCCUCAAGGUUAACCGAGGUCUUUCCACCUAGGCCAACACCUCGAAAAGAUAAACAAAAAUCAACAUUUUCUGUGCCCUCGACAGACUCCAGGACGUUUUGGUCUCCUGCAAUAGAAGUUGUUUUGCAGUUUGAAGGAAGUGGAAAAUGGCCGGAUGAUAUUGAAGCAACACAAUACGUGAAAGCUGCCUUCUACAUAAAGCUUGCAACACUUCUGAGUUCAGCUUAUUCCCUGCCAGCCCACGCGAACAGCCAGUAUGUGGACGUCAUGCAUAAUGGGUUUGUGUUCAGAGUCAAAAUCUUUUACCCGCGUGAAAUACAGCUAUGUAAACAAUCAAAGGAGGGAGAUGGAGUGUCAUCUAGAAAAGAAUAUGAUAAAUUUGCGCGAUCUCUAGAUGUCAACAUGGUGAAAAGGCCAUUGCACACCACAAUGAUACAUAGCUUAAAUCAGAAGUUUAGUGCUUAUGCGAUGACGACAAGACUAUCGUUGAGAUGGGUGUCAUCACAAAUGCUUAGCUGUUACCUUACUGAAGAGGCAGUUGAAUUGAUCGUGGCGUCUCUCUUUCUCAAGCCGAUGCCACAUAAGCCCCCCAGCUGUCACUUGAGUGGAUUUCUUCGAUUUCUGACGCUUGUUUCUACCCAUGACUGGCAAAGCGAGCCUGUAAUUGUUGAUUUGAAUGAAACAAUGACAGCCGACGAUCAUGUUGAGAUUCGAGACCAUUUUGCGGCGCAAAGACAACAGCUACCCCCGGUGUUUAUCUCCACACCUUAUGAUAAAGAGAAUUCUGUUUGGACUAAGGAUUCCAUAACCAAUCCGACUUUGGCUCGUCUUGUUGCUUUGGCAAAAGUUUCCAGAGAAAUUAUGGAUGCCGAACUGCAGAACCCAGUAAAUUUGAAGCAAAUAUUCCGACCUCCUCUUGAUGACUACAAUGUAUUGAUUGAAUUGGAUCCCCAAUUGUUGCCAAGACAUUACCAGGCUGUGGACACGAGUGUCAUGUUGAAGCCACCCAAGCCCAAGACAGUCGUACAUAAAGCGCUACCAGUCGUCAAUUUCGAUCCUGCCAUGAUUUAUUUAGAGGAAUUACGGAGCUCAUUCUCAGAAAUUGCGUUGUUCUUUUACGACCAGCACGGUUCUACUGUAAUUGGUGUUGUAUGGAAACCCGAUGCAUUUACUCCACAAGAAUUCAAAAUACUUGCGCUUAAAUAUAGGAUGCCCUCAUUACAGCAACCAGAAGGAAAGCCUUCAACAAAACAGUAUAUGGUCCCAAAAAUAGAUGCAAUCUUGGAUGACUUUCGCGUGAUUGGACGUGGGAUUGUUUGUAACGUCAAAGUUAAAGACAGCUGAAAGGAUGCAUUGCUCAUUCUCUAAUACCCAUCUGCUGGUCAACAAAACUGAGACAAAGCACGUUGAAUGCAGGUGUCGGAAAUGACAUUGUUGUAUAUAGGGCCUGAAAAUAUAUUCUUAUGAUAACAGUAUAGAUAACGAUGCCAAGACAUCGAAGGAAGUUGAUUCAUGAUCAAAAUUAAUUUCUUUACAAGUUUU